This is a messenger RNA of Lolium rigidum, 969 nucleotides long. RefSeq names its product cytosolic sulfotransferase 16-like. Gene Ontology annotation, biological process: sulfation. The transcript has a single exon. Lineage: Eukaryota; Viridiplantae; Streptophyta; Magnoliopsida; Poales; Poaceae. Gene Ontology annotation, molecular function: sulfotransferase activity. The record is from RefSeq and is a predicted model, not a curated record. Gene Ontology annotation, cellular component: cytoplasm. Bases 1 to 969 code for a protein of 322 amino acids.
AUGGCCGCGUCUCCUCACGACGACGGCAUGGCCGAGAUCGUGAUCUCCUCGCUCCCGCUCGAGACACGGUGCCCGCCGUUCCUGCUCAGGCAGUACGGUGGCUUCUGGAUACCCGAGUCGACUCUCCCUGGCGUAGCCGCCGCACACACGCGGUUCAAUCCGAGGCCGUCCGACGUCCUCCUGGCCAGCUUCCCCAAGUCCGGCACCACCUGGCUCAAGGCCCUGGCCUUCGCCACCCUCAACCGCGUGAAGCACCCGCCACGCCAUGCUGACCACCCGCUCCGUCGUUGCAACCCCCAUGACUGCGUCAAGUUUUUGGAGUGGGAUGACCACGGCGACGUGCUCGAGGCGCUCCCUUCGCCGCGAGUGCUGGCUACGCACAUUCCCUACACCCUCCUACCGGCGCGCGUCACGUCGGUGGACGGCGGGUCCGGUGGCCGGAUCGUGUACAUCUGCAGGGACCCCAAGGACGCGCUGGUGUCCAUGUGGUUCUUCACAAAGAAGAAGCUCGCGGAUGAAGCCUACACGAUCGAGGAGGCGUUCGAGUUCUUCUGCGACGGCCGGGCCUUCUACGGGCCGCAGUGGCAUCACGUCGCGGGCUACUGGGAGGCGAGCCGGAGGCGGCCGGAGGAGGUGCUAUUCCUGAGGUACGAAGACAUGCUGCGUGACCCCGCGGGCAACGUGAGGAAGCUGGCGGAGUUCAUGGGGUGCGGCUUCUCCGGCGAGGAAGAGGCAGCGGGGGUCGUGCAGGACAUCGUGGAGAUAUGCAGCAUGGAUGCCCUGAAGAACAUGGAGGGGAACAAGAGUGGUUCUCAGAGAACCUUCAGGAAUGAAACUUUCUUCCGGAAGGGGGUCGCGGGAGACUGGAGCAACUACUUGACGCCGGCGAUGGCGGAGCGUCUGGACAAGAUCGCGGAGGAUGCGCUGCGAGGAUCGGGGUUCACGUUCGCCGCCACCGAAUCCACGUGA